This is a messenger RNA of Gambusia affinis (western mosquitofish), 4652 nucleotides long. It is a transcript of the gene blm, whose product is annotated as BLM RecQ like helicase. Bases 248 to 4444 code for a protein of 1398 amino acids. Lineage: Eukaryota; Metazoa; Chordata; Actinopteri; Cyprinodontiformes; Poeciliidae. The record is from RefSeq and is a predicted model, not a curated record. Gene Ontology annotation, biological process: double-strand break repair via homologous recombination; DNA replication; telomere maintenance. Gene Ontology annotation, molecular function: 3'-5' DNA helicase activity; four-way junction helicase activity; hydrolase activity, acting on acid anhydrides, in phosphorus-containing anhydrides. The transcript has 21 exons. Gene Ontology annotation, cellular component: chromosome; nucleus; cytoplasm.
CAAUGAGGAUUCGUUUUAUUGAUUCGGCGCAAAAUCCAGUGUUUUGUUGAGUUCCUGGUCCAAGAAAAGCUCAAACAUUUGCGCCACUUUGAUGGAGUUUAAGAUUUGCAAACCAGCGGUUGGAAGAACUAAACGCACGUGCUCCCGUCCGGUGUCGCGAGCAAUGUUUAGAAACUGAGUGCCGUUUCUUGACCAGACGUCUUGUAGCCCCUCAGCUAACAUAGAAUACCUCAGAUUCACAACAACAAUGUCCAGUCUGCCUCAAAAUAACCUGGAGGAACAGCUGGCGAGGCACAACAACGCUGCUCACAGCAAGCUGUCUCUGGCUAAACCUAAAACGGGGGCUUUCUCAUUCAAAAAAAAAUCUUCAUCAGGUACAACUAAAGUGGAGUACCCAACAAAGGUAAACAGUCCAAACAUUUUGGCAAACAGGAAUGUGAAUGUGCAGGGGAACAGUUUGGUGACUAAAUCUUCUUUAACAUUUUCAAACAAGCUUGAAAGGACUCAGAAGUCCAAAAUCAACAACUUCUUCUCUCCAAGUACAAAUUCCAAGUCCAAUUUCAGCCUAGCAGGUAACUCCACUUCAGCAUGUCAGGCACCCCCAGCAGAUACUGGCGGUAAGGUGAUUGCUGCUCCUGCUAAACCCAACAAUCAGUCCUCCUGUGGUGGGAAAGAAAUCAGCUCCACAGGAUUAGAUUUAUCUGAUUUACCUGUUGAUGACUGGGAUGAUUUUGAAGACUUUGAAACACCUACCAAAACAAAAAAUGACUCCCUCUGCUCAGAGAAAUCAGCACGGGUCACCAAGACAGUGUCAUCCUCAGAUGAAGAAUUUCCAGAGUUCACUGGAAAACAAAGCCAUGGACAUUUAAAGUCAGAUUUAAGCAAGAAGAACAGAGAACAAUCUUGUACGGAGAAAGAAGAACCGGAACCCGGUGUUGAUAAAACAACAGUCUCAUUAGAACCUAAUUUAGUUGAUGGACCUUCAGACGAUGAAGUAGAAGAUACUCCUGUUAAAAGGACCAGAAGGCGCUGUCCUCCUCCACAUGUGACAUCUGUGUUGAGUGAUAGCGAUGAGGAGAUCAGCACCAUAUCUGAACCUUUAAAAGAUAAAACAGAUGAAAAGGCAAAAUGGAUUGAUCCCAAAGUGAUCAAGCCAAAAGACAACUCUGAACCUGAGGAAGACGUGGAUUACAUUCCUCCUUCACCUCCUCCUGAUGAGACUUUUUAUAGGCCUUCUCCAGCAGAGACAAGAAGAACUCACUCAGGCAUUGGACAGAGCAGAGACAAACCUUUCCAAUCAAACAGCCCUGCCACAACUCUGCUUGAACCUUCUAAUCACCUCUCUAGUGACAAAACAAAGGAACAACUCUUCAGCAUUAUGGAGUCCAUCUGUUCUCUGGUUGAUUCCAUCCCCGAACAUGAACUGAUCGCCUUGACCUGUGGGAAUGAACUUCUGCUAAAGAGGGCCCACAGGAAAAGGAUUCUUGCUUGUGGGGUUGAUUCUUUGCGUAUGCCGCAGCCGGACAGCACAGUGAUUUCUGACACCAGCUACAAAGAAACGUUUUCCAGUUAUAGUGCAUCUAGUUUGACGUCCCCCAGUAGUUCUCUUUCUUUGGGCACUAAGAAACCUCUGAAUUCCCAAAGAUUGUCAGUAAUCUCUGUGGACUAUGACUCUGAUUAUUUGGACAGUGCCAGGUUAAAGCCCUGGAAUAAGAGGGAAAGCAGUAUUUGCGACUCUCCAUCAGCCCAAAGUUUCACAAAACCACAUUUUAGUCUCUCAGAGAAAACAAGCUCUGAUGUUAAUGAUUCUGAUCUUUUCUUCUCUGCCAAGAAAUCGGAAGAUGAGCAACUCAAAUCCAAAACCCCAACUCUUGCAAUCACCACAGACUUUGAAGCAGAUGACUUUGAUGUUGACGAUUUUGAUAUAGAUGACUUUAAUGAUUCUGACAUCCCUGAUUACUUUGAUGAACCUCCAACUUCGUCUACGUUCAGUGAAAACCCAAACACUACAUGUGCUGCUGUGACAAAAGGAGGACCAAACAAGUCGUCAUGGGACAAGAAACCAGUGACUCCUGUUUCUGCUCCAAAACCUCAGAAGAUUUAUUCACCAGAGCCCAACUUCAAAAACCCAGCUCACGAUGUCUUCCGAGGCUUUAACUUCCCUCAUUCGCAGGAGAUGAUGAAGAUUUUUCACAAACGAUUUGGACUCCAUCAGUUCAGAUUUAAUCAGCUGGAAGCGAUUAAUGCCAGUUUGCUGGGAGAAGAUGCAUUUGUUUUGAUGCCAACAGGAGGGGGUAAAAGUUUGUGCUAUCAGCUGCCUGCCUGUCUCUCACCUGGAGUGACUGUUGUUGUUUCUCCGCUUAAGUCGCUUAUUGUUGACCAGGUCCAGAAACUCACUGCUCUAGAUAUUCCAGCAACAAGUCUGUCAGGUGAUAAAAGUGACAGUGAGGCAGGAAGGAUUUAUAUGCAGCUCUCCCGCAAAGACCCGAUCAUUAAACUGCUGUAUGUCACACCUGAAAAGGUGAGUGCAAGCAACAGGUUGAUCUCUGCUCUGCAGAACCUGUAUGAGCGAGGCCUUCUAGCCCGCAUUGUCAUCGAUGAGGCACAUUGUGUCAGUCAGUGGGGUCAUGAUUUUCGUCCAGACUACAAGAAGUUGCAUGAACUGCGUCAGAAGUUUCCCAACAUACCAAUGAUGGCCUUGACAGCUACCGCCACCCCCCGUGUGCAGAAAGACAUCCUCAACCAGCUAAACAUGAGUAAACCACAAGUAUUUACCAUGAGUUUCAACAGAACAAACCUCAAGUACGCUGUUUUGCCCAAGAAACCCAAAAAGGUGGACGAGGACUGCAUCAGCUGGAUCAAGAAGCACUACCCACGAGACUCUGGCAUUGUAUACUGCCUGUCUCGUAAUGACUGUGAUGCCCUGGCAGAGAGUCUGAAGAGAGCAGGGAUACAGGCACUGUCGUAUCAUGCUGGACUGAGCGAUGGCGACAGAGAAUAUGUGCAGAGCAAAUGGAUCAAUCAGGACGGUUGCCAGGUCAUUUGUGCCACUAUAGCCUUUGGUAUGGGUAUAGACAAACCUGAUGUGCGCUACGUGAUCCACGCCAGUCUGCCUAAAUCAAUGGAGGGUUACUACCAGGAGUCCGGAAGAGCCGGCAGAGAUGGAGAGAUCUCCCACUGCAUUCUAUUUUAUUCCUAUACUGAUGUCCACCGCAUCAAAAGGAUCAUUAGCAUGGACCGAGAAGGCGACAAACACACCAAGACGACUCAUUUCAACAACCUCCACAGCAUGGUGCACUUCUGUGAGAACGUGAUGGAGUGCAGAAGGAUUCAACUUCUUGCCUACUUUGGAGAGCUGAAGUUCAACAGAAACUUCUGUAAAGACCAUCCGGACGUCACCUGUGAUAACUGCGCCAAACCCAAUGAAUAUAAAUUGAGGAAGGUGACAGAUGAUGUGAAGAAGAUUGUGAGGUUUGUCCAGGAGAACUGUGAGAAAGUUGGAGCAAGGUUUGGAAAGACACCCCAGCAAAACCGACUGACACUAAACAUGCUCGUGGACAUAUUUAUGGGGACUAAAUCUGCCAAAAUACAAACAGGAAUGUUUGGGAUGGGAUCUGCUUACUCUCGCCACAAUGCAGACCGUCUCUUCAAGAAACUGGUUUUAGAUAACGUUCUGGUCGAGGAUCUCUACAUCACCAACAAUGGCCAAGCGGUGUCUUACAUUUCUGCUGGACCAAAAGCAAUGAACAUACUGUCUGGUCACAUGGAGGUGCAGUUCUAUGAGACAGAGAGCGCGUCUAGCAUCAGGAAGCAGAGAGCUGCUGUGAAGAGCAUCUCCAAGAGAGAGGAAAUGGUUCAGAAUUGUCUGAAGGAGCUGAUAGAUCUGUGCAAGCAACUGGGCAAAGCGUUUGGCCUUCACUAUUACAAUAUCUUCUCCACUGCCACCUUGAAGAAGAUAUCUGAGAAACUUUCUUCCGAUCCGGAGGCUCUUUUACAAAUUGAUGGAGUGACGGAGGACAAACUGGAGAAGUAUGGAGCAGAAGUCAUUAAGGUUCUUCAGAAAUACUCUGAAUGGCAGCUACCUGUGGAUGAGCAGACUGAAAGUGCUGGAAAUGGCUGGAUAGACACAAGACGCUCAGAAGAUGACGAUAUAGAGUCCUCUACCUAUUUCAGCAACCAGUCUGCUCAGGGACAAAAGAGGAAGAAAGCUCCGUUCUUCAAGUAUUCUAAGAAGAUGAAAGCAUACGGCAACCAAGGCUAUUCCUCUAAAGGUCGUGGCUAUAGCUACAAUAAAUCGUCCUCCGGCUCCAGGGGUGGCUCCCAGAGUUCGGGUCGGGGGUCUACAAGUUCUGCAGCAGGCAAAAGACUAGGAUUCCUGUCUGCCCCAACGCCUCAAAGCAACCAGCGGCCAUUUUUAAAGCCAACCUACUCUCACAUGAGCUAAGUGGGGUUUUGUUCUCAAUCUCUCGAAUGUUCAGCUAGUUUAAAGUUUUGUAACACAACUGUUUAAUGUAAGAGCUGGAGGUUGUAAUUCUGUACUGCUAGUGAAAUAUUUUCUGUGUUGUGACUGUUGUAAGUUGAUGUUUUGAAAUUUUACGAGCUCAACGACGCAAUCUUUAUCUUUUGUAAUAAACAGAUUUUCUAUAAAUAUA